Molecule: messenger RNA, 1682 nt
Organism: Pelodiscus sinensis (Chinese soft-shelled turtle)
Lineage: Eukaryota; Metazoa; Chordata; Testudines; Trionychidae
Source: RefSeq, a predicted model, not a curated record
GCGCUCCGUGCAUCUGCUCCUUGUCGGCUGGCUGUGGUGGGAUUAAUCGGUUCGUUUUAGCAGAGGAAGGUCUGAUUAGAAGAAGUUUCAGUGAAGAUGAAGGUGCUCUUGUUCUCUGACAGCUCCGGAUUCAGCUCCCCUCUGCUUGGCUUUAGUCUUUAUUUUAUAACUUUUUAUGUUAACGAGUUGGAACCAGCUCAGUUCAAAGUGCUUGGCCCGGACCAGCCGGUCACAGCCGUCGUGGAUGGAGAGAUCGUGUUACUCUGUCACCUGAACCCCCGGAAGAACGCUGAGAACAUGGAGGUGACGUGGUUCCGGUCCCAGCUCUCCCCAUUCGUGCAUCGCUAUAGUGCUGGGAAGGACGAGUACGGGCAGCAGAUGCCAGAGUACCAGGGGAGGACAGAACUCCUGAGGGACGGUCUCCCCAGUGGGAGUGUUGCCUUGAGAAUUUCCCGCGUCAGACUCUCUGACGAAGGGCAGUACAGCUGUUUUGUUCAGGAUGGCAGCAACUAUGAGGAGGCCCUGCUCGAACUAAAGGUGGCAGCUUCAGGCUCUGCUCCUCACAUCUCAGUGGAGGAUUACCAGGACGGAGGGAUCCGGGUGGUGUGCCGAUCAGCCAGGUGGUACCCAGAGCCCGAGGUGCUGUGGAGAGAUCACCGGGGACAGCCCUUGCCUUCAUUCUCUCCAACAAAAACCCAAGUAGCCAGUCACCUGUAUGAAAUACAAACUUCCAUCAUCAUAACCGAAGAUUCAAAUCCAAACUUCUCUUGCUUGGUCAGGAACACCCGCCUCAGCCAAGAAAAGGAAUCAACAUUAUUUUAUAUCUCAGAGCCGUUUUUCCCCAGGGUGAAUCCCUGGAUCGUGGUGACGUGUGUAGUCCUGGUGGCGUUGGCUGGUUCUUUUGGCCUCAGUGCUUAUUUCUUCAAAAUCAAAGAGAAACAAGCUGUGGAACUUCAGAGACAAGCAGCAGAACUUCGGUGGAGAAGAUUGGUGGUACCUAUUGAAGAAGCAAAGGUGACUCUGGAUCCAAACACGGCUCAUCGCAACCUCAUCCUGUCUCAGGAUGGGAAACAUGUGAGUUGGGCAGGCACCCGGCAGGAUCUGCCCGACAACCCGGAGCGAUUUGACACUGAUCUCUCUGUGCUGUGUUGCGAGGGCUUUGCCUCGGGAACACAUUGCUGGGAGGUGGAGGCAAAAGUGGGGGAUGGGAUAUACUGGGCUGUGGGGGUGGCCAGAGAGUCUGUGGGCAGGAAGGGAAAGAUGAGCCACAAACCUGAGGAGGGGAUCUGGGCCGUGAAAUGGUGGGGGGAUCACAUCAAGGUUCUCACCUCCCCUGAGACCCUCCUGCCCCUGAAGCAGGCUCCCAGCAGGAUCCGGGUUUGUCUGGACUGUGACCGGGGGCAGGUGGCAUUUUUUGAUGCGGAUGCCAAGGCCCAGAUCUUCACUUUCCCGCCUGGCUCCAUCCCCGGGGAGAAAAUCCGCCCCUGGCUCUGGGUAGGGUGGCAAGGUAAGCUCAGCCUGGAUCUCUGAGACAUGGGGGUGGGGUAAGGUGGCAAGUAUCCCCCGGAAAGCCCUGGUAGCCUAUCUAGCCUCACCUACUCUAACCAUAGGGCUGUGUCUAGACUGGCCAGUUUUUCCGGAAAAUCAGCCGCUUUUCUGGAAAAACUUGCCAGCUGUCUACA